CCGUGUAACUGCCUAGAAAUCCACGUUUAUAGUACGCAGGCAAGCAUAUCUAAGACUCGCUUUUAAUUGUUGUUAUGAAGCUUAAUAUUCUUUAACAUUUGCUGAGAAUGCAAAGAAAAGAAGCUAGUAUGGAAAAAUCGAACAUUUUUAUAAGGCUAAUGAAGUCUACGGAUCUUUGCUGAAAACAAGACAUAGUAGCUGCCACGGCAGUUUUUUUCCUCUCUACGCGAAACUGCAGCCACAGCAACACCGGAGACUGUAAUCACAUUGCCGAUGGAGAGCGUGUGCAUACGGCAUAGGGGCGUGUCUUGCUUUUUGCUGGAGGAAAAACCUGAUUAUUGCUAGCUAUAAAAACUUAGCUCAUAAAAUAUUAGUGACGCGUAUUGUUCCACCUGCUUCCUGGCUUGUAGCAGAAGUGCUUUAAAAAGCAUUCUCCAGGACUGUUUUACAGCGGAGUUUUUGUCACAUUUCUGUUUAGAGCCUUUCCUCGAGCUCUUACUCUGCAGUUGGGCUGCUUGGGCAAUGUGCGGUUAAUUUGCGUUUAACAGAAAUUACAGCAGCACUUUUUAUAAUUACAGAAAUCAUGAGACUUUCAUGUCUUUUCAAACGAAGAACAUGAGGAGGUUUUGGGACAGCUGUUCACAAUAAUUAUCGCGCAUGUAACUGGCGACUGAGAUAUCCUAUGCAGCUUUCAGAUUAAAUAUGAGUAACACUGAAGAUUACUUUAACGGCAGCAUUGAAGAGAAGUAUGCAACUUUGGCCUACGACACUAUCCUUAGUACUUUGUUUGCAGUUUUGGUGUAUGUUGUAGUUAAAGUCAGUUUGGAUGGGAUCAGACAAUGGAGAGCUCGUAUCCCUGUUUUAGUCGUUGGUUCUGGUCCGGUGGGGCUAACUGCUGCAUUAGUCGCUGUCCGUUCCGGAAAGGUGCUGAAACUGACUUUACUGGACGAACGUAAUCGGACGUCGUUACUGUGCAGACCUCAACAGAUCGCACUGGACCCCCGUAGCGUAAAGUUUUUGCUUCGCCUUGGGGUUGAUUUUGAUAACAUGGAAGGCUGUUGGCACAACGACCACUUUUUUACAAAAAUAGGUGUAUUUCAAGAACAUCUUUUAAGCAUUUUGGAGCAAAAGAAACGACGGAUCGAUAUCAAUAUUAGCUUGGGCACAAAGUUUACAGAAGAAUACUUCAGGCGGAUAACAUCUUCUGAAUGUCCAAGGAUCAUUGUGGUAGCAGAUGGUUCAUAUGGGGAGUCAUGUUCAGUUCUUGGGAUCAGUUCAGAUUACAUAGUAGAAUCCUGCAAUGCCUAUGGUGUCAAUGCUACUAUAGAACGCCUGGAUCAGAGACAGGUUCCCACUCCUGAAAUACGAGCACAUGGCCUUUACUUUGAUCUAUCUGCCUAUGGAAUUGACUUUUUCCUAGAAGGAAAAGAUGUUCAAAGCUCUCAGCACACCUCUGUAAAACCAGGAUUUCAUCUGAAAAUCUAUGGGACAUUCCGCAAUCGCUAUCUGGCUUUGGCUUGUCCUGCAUCAGACAAUAAAGUUGUUCGUUUUCUGCGACACACUACUAAUUCCUCGAUUAUGAAGAACAUAUUCCACCAGUCUUUCAAUGCUUACAAAUCAGAUAUUGAACCUCGGAUGAAUGACCUGACAUUACAUCACCUACAAUGCAGUCGUCGUUUAUUUGAGAUUAUGUUAUCUCACAGAAGAAUUAAUGCAGCAUAUAUUGAGGGAGAUAACAUUGCUGUUACAAUUGAGGGCGAGGCGGCAAGAGUUCUAAAUUUUGAUACAGGUUGUGGUGUUAACUUGGGGUUAAGAGGACUUGAAUCACUGGAGAAAUUCAUUUACAGAAUUGCUACAGCUUUGGACCAAAAUGAUGUCCUAGAAGCACUUUCCUCAAAAAUCCAACAUUCCAAGCAUGUGGCAGAGAAUUUCCGACAAACUGGACUCUUGUCUACAAUGUUUGAAUAAUAAAAAAAACUGAUUUUCAAUAGUAGAUGAUUUUUGAAAGAAGUCAUAAUUGGAUCUAUCACCAGCAAACAGAGGAGAAAGAAAAGUGUUCAUGUGAUAUUAGUGCCUAUCAACCCAGAAAAUGAAGACUAUUAUGAAGUGUGAAUUUACUUGCAGUUCAAAGUUAACACAUAGAAAAACACACGCACCCACCCGCAGUUAAACACACCUCAGGUAACAUUGCUUUGUUUACAGCAAAGACACAUAACAAUGCCAACACAUUUCAAUCUGAAUGUUGAUAAUAAAUUCCUUUAACUCACCAUUUUCUUCUG
Messenger RNA from Erpetoichthys calabaricus (reedfish), 2279 nucleotides. RefSeq lists its product as uncharacterized. The coding region runs from base 703 to 1968 and encodes 421 amino acids. Lineage: Eukaryota; Metazoa; Chordata; Cladistia; Polypteriformes; Polypteridae. The record is from RefSeq and is a predicted model, not a curated record. The transcript has 5 exons.